This is a messenger RNA of Dermacentor albipictus, 2158 nucleotides long. RefSeq names its product peroxisome assembly protein 10-B-like. NCBI's taxonomy places the organism in Eukaryota, Metazoa, Arthropoda, Arachnida, Ixodida, Ixodidae. The record is from RefSeq and is a predicted model, not a curated record. Gene Ontology annotation, biological process: protein import into peroxisome matrix. Gene Ontology annotation, molecular function: zinc ion binding. Gene Ontology annotation, cellular component: peroxisomal membrane.
CUCGUGGCUAAGGCAGGAGAAAGUCUCGAUGAGUUGCGACGCGAAAAUGCGGAAAAUGAAUGUGUCCUUGCAGUGCUUGGUCCUUGUGUUGAGUUCUGCACGUGAAGUUUUUGCCCUGUGAACGGAUGCCUUAAGUUGUGUGACAGCUGCCAGAAUUUUGUCCAAAUGUCGCGAUUUAAACCCGCGCUUCAGCCCGAGAUUUUGCGGGCUCACCAGAAAGACGAGCAACAUAUCUUGUCGCUGCAAAAAGAUGUGUCGGAAAUUGCCCGUGCUGUGCUCGGAAUGCGACCAUGGAUGCGGUGGCGUUUAGAGGUGGAUGCAUUAGCCAGCCUCAUAUACUACUGCGCAACGACGCUGAGUGGCUUCCAGACUUUGGGCGAGGAAUACGUGCACAUUCUGCAACUCGGCCGGUCCCUCAAGACGGUCCCCACCCUUGCUCAGAGGCUCACAUUCGUAGUCUUGCAGUCAUUCGGAAGUAACUUGAUCCGCGGAACGUUAAAGCUCAUCAAGAAAGAACGAAAAGUUGACGGUGAAGCGCUGAGCACGCUCGUUACGCGAGCGUUGCAAGUGCACACGAUAUUGUUCUAUCUUCUUGGCGGAUACUACAGUCCUGCCAAGAGGUUGACAGGAAUCAGAUAUGUGCUGAUAAGAAACUGGCUUUCUACGCCAGAUGUUGCACGCUACUACAAAGUGUUAGGUUGGCUGUCGCUCAUUGAGUUCGGGGUGUCACUUCAAUCAGCUGUUAGGUCGUUCAAAACAUCGGAAACCAGUGAUAAUGUUCACUGCGAGUUAUCGAAGUAUAGCUGUUGCAUGUGCGUCGACUCUGCGAAGAAUGCUUCUGUGAUACCUUGUGGCCACGUGUACUGCUGGUAUUGCAUCACGGGCUGGUUGAGAACUAACAAACAGUGCCCCUUGUGCAGAGUGCCUUGUGAACCGCAACAAACAGUGCUGCUUCGGAAUGUAUGGUGACUUUGUAUGCAGUACAUGAUGCGAACACAUCUCUUCUGACUGAAACCACUUACUAAAAAGGAAAUGGCCAAAACUUCUGUUGAGACUCGCAAGUCCUAAAAAUGUUAACAUGGUACUGAAGCACUCGGACGGAAGAGUUAUCAUAAGAUUUUGAUACCGAGGUGACCUUGCAGUUCCUCUUCCAUUUACGUGUUGAUGACAGCAGUUACUUGUUAAAAGCCAACUAACCCGCACUAUGUAGCUUAUAUUGGAGAUUUUCUGGCUGGCCAGCUUCAAGGAGUGCCGCAUUGAUGAAAUGACAAAAUUAUGUGCAAGAUUUUCUGACAUAUUUGUUGAAUAUUCUUAAUCGUGGUGUCAGCGUGAUGCGCUGUGGGUCACAUGAACAAUAAGGCAAGAAAGUCUGGUUUGGCAUAGCACGUGCCUUCCCAGCAUACAAAAUGAAGUUAUUUUAAGCAGGCAAUGUUGCUAUUUCUGUGGCGUUCACCCAGUAGUAGUGUCGCUGCUGCUGUUAGUACGCACCAGGGCAUACACAGUGCAGUUGGUCAAUCAGUACAUUGUUCUGCUGCUGGGAGCGACGUUGCAGGUUUGAUUCCCAGCCAUGGUGGGUACAUUUUGAUCGAGGUGGAAUGCAGUAACGCUUAUGUACUUAGGUAUAGGUCUGAGUGGAAAAACCCAAGCUUGUAAUAAACACUGUAACCAAUCAAUCCAAGGACAUCACAAUUAACCCUGAUGUAUCUGCUACAGCGUACUUCCAAGCGACAGUGCUGCUUUGGGCUGUUAAACCGAGUGAAUCAAUAAGUAAUGCAUGCAUAUUAAAUAGUCGUUCAAAAUGGUGAUCCAAGGACCACUUGCAAAUAUGUAGCAUUAUUCGAACUUAUAGAAGAGUAAAAUUUUCUCAAACACAUUUACCCUGGACAGUGUUCACUCUAGCUACAGUACUUGGGUGUCAAAGCCAAUGCAGCGAUAGGUACCAGGCAAGACAAUUUCUUUUUGUUUGUUUACAUUGUGCAGAGGUGUUGUUCGUCUAUCUUUUUUUUUUUUUUUUGCCUCUAGCAACAAAUGUGGCCAGCACUUUCUUUCUCAGGAGAUGUAAAACCGCGAGUCUGUUGUGUGGUUCAUUCACUGAUUAGUUCACGAUUUGCUGGUAGUACAAAUGUUAAAAAUGUCAUGUGGGUUCAUGUGCUAUGCA